AUGUUCUCAGAAUAUGCCUCGCGCUUUCUCGCUCAAUCUCAGUCUCGAAUAGCACCUCGCCCUGAUGAUAACCAAAGAGGUGGUCGAGGUUAUGCACGGCCUCAGUCUCGGUUUCCCUCAUCGCUUCUAAACAGGACCGCGGGAGACCCAUAUCAACCGUCCACGUCCCAGUUUUCCAAUUUUCCUUUCGCCCAUAGAGCUUCUGCCCAACCUGCCCCUCUAUUUUAUAGCGCCACAGACGAGUUUCGCGAGGAAGAUGAUGAAACAGAACACGAGCGGGAAAUUGCAGACUUCUACGCUUUGCAAAAAUCAAGACGGCAUUUUGGCGGCAGUCAAAUGAAGGAUUCCUCGGAAAUGGAUGAAGAUGAUGAGAGCUCAGUCAGCCUCGAUGGGCAACAGUCUCUGUACACUGACGGUCCUAAAGGAAGGAAAGGCAUCCGGAGCUCCUGGCGAGGUGGUAAAGCCACUCAUUCGCCGCACAAUUUCCCUGUCGAUCCUCUACCAGAGGCAGUCGAAGCCGAGAACGGGUCCUAUGCAAGCCGAAGUACACGGAAUAAAGACAAUUUGGUCGACGUUGGUCUAGGGGACACGUUGAGGACCGACGAUGAUGUCCGGAGGUCUGCAUCACCUGACUCUGGCGAUGAUGACCCGCCUUCCAUCCAACGCUUUCGGGAGCAACCGCGCACUCUAAGGGGCAGUUCUGGAAUGGGAUCCUUUUUUCUGUCUGCAGAUGCAAACAAGCGAGAUGACACGCAGGAAGCAGAUUUGGCUGACAGACAACCAAGCUCGGUCGCUGCUGUCAGAGUGGAAUCACCUAUGCAUGAUGUUUUUUGGGGCCAGCUGUUUUUGAUAUGUCUGGCUUGUCUUUUUGCUACAGCAUUUCUUGUCUAUUUACAUACGUCAAGCCCGUCCGGUGACAAAUCGAAGUGGGGGGAUACUAUUUACAUGACGGUUCAUAGGUCUUUCCACCUUCUGGGUAUAUAUACCCUCGUGUCAGUGUUCAUUUCACUACUUUGGCUAGCUUUACUGCGGUCAUAUGUGCGCCCUCUUAUUCACGUGAUGAUUGUUGCUGUCCCCGUGAUUUUAUACUCGUUCUCGAUAUACCCAUUUGUCUCCAGUUUCAGAGGUACCUGGCAUGGAGUGAGCAUACAGGACAAAGUGAUGCGUUUUGGGUCUGCUGUUCCUUUUGUUAUGGCGAGCAUGUGGCUAUACAACGUCAUCCGAGGCCGCCAUGCCAUAGGAAAAGCAGUGAGUAUCCUUGAAUUUGCGUGUCGGAUACUUGCCGCAAACCCCGAGCUACUCAUCCUCGGCUUAGCUGUUCUCUUCUCUGUCGCAUCAUGGACAUGGGUAUGGAUGCUCAUGUUCACUCGGGUGUUUCUAGGGGGGCAUUUUUCCGGUUCGAGGCUGUUCUUGAUCGACCACAGCAGCUGGUGGUUAGGUAUCUAUUUCAUUCUUGUUUACAUAUGGUCAUUGGGAGUUAUCGCAGGGAUUCAGCGUGCGGUCACAUCCGCAACCGUGAGCCAGUGGUACUUUCAUCGCCUUGCAAGACCAGCACCCACCUCCCGACAAAUCGUGCAGGCGGCCAUGUUUCAUUCCCUCACAGUAUUGUUUGGCACAAUAUGCUUGUCAAGGCUUCUAGCACUGCUGAUCAGGCUUCCCCUCCUCCUACUACCUCGGCGUGUCAUGUCUGUAUUGAGUUUGUUUGCAUAUUCCCUAGUCCCUACACCGGUUGCGAGUCUCACGAACCCUCUUGCUCUGACUUAUGCGGCAAUCCACUCCAAACCACUAGCUAUAUCCGCCCGUGGACUUACUCAGAUGACCACCCUAUCCAUUUCAACCACCCCAUCUUCAUUGCAUCCUCACUCCUUCUCUUUGACGCAUGGCAGCCCGGCUCCUUUGCUGCCAUACCGGCUAUCAAAGCUGAUAUUGCAUGCUACACGUUUUAUGAUGUCUUUGGCGCUUGGCUUUGGCGGUUGGGUAACUACAGCUCGAAGCUUGAGCACGCCUGGUGUUGUCGGUACGACUGGUGGCAGCAUGUAUGCUUAUGUGGUAGGUCUUAUUGCAGGAACCAUCGGUUGGAGUAUUCUGGGAGCAAUGGAAGGUAUAAUUGCGGAUAUUGUAGAUGCGUCGGUUAUUUGUUGGAGCAGUGAGGUUGGCACUUAUGACAGGGAAGCUAGGUAUUGUCGCGAGGCUGGAUGGCUCUUUGGCGAUUUUACGGACUCUACGCACCAUCAUUAUGAGGUCUAA
This is a messenger RNA of Aspergillus chevalieri, 2247 nucleotides long. RefSeq lists its product as uncharacterized. NCBI's taxonomy places the organism in Eukaryota, Fungi, Ascomycota, Eurotiomycetes, Eurotiales, Aspergillaceae. The transcript is spliced from 2 exons. Gene Ontology annotation, biological process: transmembrane transport. Gene Ontology annotation, molecular function: transmembrane transporter activity. Bases 1 to 2247 code for a protein of 748 amino acids. The record is from RefSeq and is a predicted model, not a curated record. Gene Ontology annotation, cellular component: plasma membrane.